AUGGUCGACCUGUUCAGAAAGUACCGCCUUGGUGAUGCCAUCGCAGAAUUGCGGAAUUUCGAGACCCUUUUGAGCGCCGUCGGAACGAGGCACCAGAGUGUAUGGGAAUUGAAACGGUUCACUCGCUUGUCGUAUUCACAACCUCAUCGUAGUGUUACCGUGGAUUAUGGAUUCUACAACUGUCGAACACCACUGGAGCUAAGUGACCUCCGACAAGCAUAUACGGGCUUCUUCGCUCAGGGUGGGAAUGAAAUGGCCCUUCAUGAGGCCUGUAUCCAGGGUCAAUUGGCGCCAUUUCUUGAGUCGGAAUUAGGAGGGCUUCCCAUUUCGGCCGAGCUGGCGUCGAAUCCAUAUCCACUGCAGGGAUGUGAAUACGCGGGGAUGGUAUUUGAGAAUGUAUGUCUUGUCCCGCAGUCAACUUACGGAGAAGCAAAGAAGUGGCAGACGCAAAGAGAGAAAACUAUGACUAUGAUGGUUUAUCCUGAUGAGGUUGAUGAGGCGACCGGGCAAACAUUACUGGAGAGAUCGAAAUGCUUAGGACUGACGGUGAAGACCCAGACAACUAUGAUAAACAUGAAACUUGUGGAGAGCAUGUCUGGGAUGUGA
This is a messenger RNA of Aspergillus vadensis CBS 113365, 606 nucleotides long. RefSeq lists its product as uncharacterized. The record is from RefSeq and is a predicted model, not a curated record. Lineage: Eukaryota; Fungi; Ascomycota; Eurotiomycetes; Eurotiales; Aspergillaceae. Bases 1 to 606 code for a protein of 201 amino acids. The transcript has a single exon.